AUGAACCCGCCAGGGCCAGCACCAGAUGAGACCGAGCAAUCAAGGGAUGGAAUCUGGAGCUGGAGAAAGCAAAAACUUUUCGCCGUUCUCGUUCUUGCGGCAGGAAUUGCUAUAGGAACCACCCAGAUGCCGACGAUCUGGCGGUGGGUCGCGGGUACAUACUUCUACAAUGUCGAAUACGUCCUUACGGCUUCAGGGAAUGAUUUGAUUGAAGGCUUAUGUACUGGCGUUAAAUUUGCUAGUGAUCCAUGGAACACUCUGGUGGAUAGUGACUGGUUCAAAUUGCAAAGGUGCUUGGGAAAUGAGGAUGGGUUUAGAAGGCAGGGAGAGCUAAUGCUAGUGUUCUUUGAGGCGUUGUGGAUGUGUAUGCGAGGCUUUGGCAAGAUUUUGGGGCCACUCCCAUCGGUGGUAUUUAUUAUAUUCUUUGUGUUCUACUUUCUUCCUUGGUUAUAUAGUAGAAUUGAAAGGAUCGGCGCGUCUUUGGUCUAUACCAGAGGGCCUUCCCACUGCUGUUUUCUAUUAAUAUUUUUCUUGGCUGUUAUGGUGAUCGUUUGGUCACUGUUCCCCGCGAAGUGGUUUAUCAUGGUGAUGCUUUUGAUUAUAUUGUUCCUAGCCUUCUGCCCUUGCAUCUGCAUCGGGCACCGUGGGCGACCGUGUGGAGCAAUUAUUGAAUUAACAACCCCCACCGCGGAAACAGCCAGAUCUGCUGUACAUGGAGCCUCCAGGCCUAUGGGAAGUGCCGCCAACCUUACAAACCCGACUGCAAAGCCCAUGCAAGAAGAAGCACAACGGUCCACUACGGGGCAACUUGGUGCUGCCAGAGCCAACGUUAAUGUUUUAGAAGAAGGCAAUGGAAGGACCUCCCAAGCUAGCGCAACACAACGGGUUCUUCCCCAACCGGCGACAAACACAAGUCCCCAAGAAACUCAGAGCAACGGUGCACCAAUAGAAGGGUGGGAUAGUUCUCGAAUUGUAAUAUUUGCUCUGGCUAAUAGUGAAACUAGUAAGCCUAAGCUUCCCCAAGCGACGGCAAAUUCAAACUCCGGAAAGGUUCAGGGCAACACCACACCCGUGAAUUGGUGGGAUAGUCCGCGAACAGGGACAUUCCCCCUGGCCAGCAACGAAAGCGAUGGAGCUGGGCUUGGGGGAGUAACCUGGGGAAAUGCCCGGUUACUCAGGGAGUUGACGGAGCUCAGCAGCGAGAUGCAGACUAGGGUUAGGGCCCAUGAGCUCCAAGUCAAGGGCCUCGAAGCGCAACUGAAAUAUGCCCGAGAACAAGGCAAUUGCACGCAGGUACGGAAUGAGCUAGAUGCUGCUCGCACGCAGUUAAGGUUGCACGAGAGAGAUAUAAACAGUUUACAACUCCUAGCGGAGCAUUUGCGACAGCAGUUGGACAAUGCGAGAAACCCCAACUCUCAAGCUUUCCAAAGCGACGGUGCUUGCGUUGCCAAAUGUCGGAGGCUAGAGGAAGAGAAACAGCAUCUUCUCCAAGCGAAUCAAGAAGACAACUUAAUGGCUCAGGCCGUCGCACUGCGGUUCGGCAGCCCGCCCGAGGAAGCGAAGCACUAUACAUUGAAAGAGUACUUCCUGAAAAUUAUACAUAUUGUGGUCGGGCAUAUUGAGGCCGGCGGCAAUGUUAACCCUAGUGGCCAUCCGAUACUGAAGGCGAUUCACAAUGACGUAUACGAGCAACGGCUUUGGGAGCUCACAGAGUACAAGAACCAGUUGGAGGGUGAAGUUAGCCGAUUAGGGGGAGACGUACAAAGUACGCAGCUGGGCUUAAACCCAGCGCUGCCACCGCCUUAUCGCGAUCUAGCUUACGAAGACAAUAUGCGCCUUGUGUUUCCCAUCUAUCGAUCAUUAUGCCAAAAAGUGAAAUACCUCGAGGAUUUACUUGAUUCUGAGAACAGCGGGACAAUGCCUCCGUCGGCCAUUGGCAAUCCCCGGUCCGAUUUUCAUGACAAGCUAGAACAUGGGGUUAUUAGGUUGGUUGAAAACAGACCCGCCGUCAGUACAAACCCGAAGUUUGAGGAUAGCGAGAUGCUACUACAGAGCCUAUUAUGGGACGAGAUAUCUCGCUUGGUAAAUCGGGGAAGUCAAUUGUGUACUUUCAUCGAAACCCUUCCACGGGGUAAUAGCCCUCUUUGGGGAAGCAAAGUUGAUACGCCACUAAGAGAAGCUCGACAGGUGUGCAGAGACGCUACGAUGCAUAUCCUAAACGAUCCCAGGCCUCUUGAAAAGCGAACCACAUCUAUCGAGAACUGCCGAUUGGCCGCGAGAGUUAGACGUAGGUUCAAGAUCUGGUGCGCCAUGGAGGAGGCUAUUCGAGCACUGGCCAAUGCCAUUACAUCCUUCAAUGGCACGCCUCCGGCAUGGACAACGAAUCCAGCGCAACCCCAGCCAAGCCUUGUGCCAAAGAAGUCAUUCGAGUCACUGACGACGGCACUCAUGAAGCGUGAAAUUAAUACCCUAGACCAUCGUAUAGCACAGCUUUUGGAGUUCAUGGAGAAUGAGAGAUUGCCUGGUACGAACCAUGGGAAAACCCGUAUCCACGGCCCUCCGCGUUAUCAAGAAGACUGGGACGCUCUGAAAGCCGCGAAAACUUUCGCAGUACUGGCCAGGGUGCACUGGUAUGACGAAUGCUCCCCAAAAGCUGCCACGCAACCGAAACUUCCAUUAGACCACCCACCACUUUUGCACGCUGUGAGACGAAGAAAAGGGAAGAUUCUCGUCCCGCAGGUCCCCUCAUUCCCAUGGAAGCUACAGAAGGAUGGACAGCUAAGAGGAGUUGCGGUGGCAGAAGCCCCGGAUGGUGCCGAUGAUGGUGGCCCACAAAGUCUCGUCGUCGUGGAUGAAGGUGCCCAAGUAGAAUGGAAGCUCCCGCGUGCUGGCGAGGAUCAGAGGGCCGUAACUGGUGGCUCCGAAAAAGAGAGGAAGAGCCGGUACUGGCGAAACUACAAUCGGGUCCAACAGCUAAUCCAAUGCCUCCAAGAUCCGGACCCAACGAUCCCAACCCCAACACUAUGGAAGUUGCGAUCAGGACAGGAUGUGAACAUGGCGCUGGUUCAAGCAAAGGAGUCGCUCUUGAUAGAGCAUGUCAAGAACCUAGAAGGGCAGAUGCUGGAUAGUGGACUUCCCCUACCGGGUCGGCCAGAUGAAGAAUGCGACCUGUAUCCAUCGAAACAAACUAGUUAG
This is a messenger RNA of Venustampulla echinocandica, 3195 nucleotides long. RefSeq lists its product as uncharacterized. The transcript has 4 exons. The record is from RefSeq and is a predicted model, not a curated record. Lineage: Eukaryota; Fungi; Ascomycota; Leotiomycetes; Helotiales; Pleuroascaceae. Bases 1 to 3195 code for a protein of 1064 amino acids.